This is a messenger RNA of Propithecus coquereli (Coquerel's sifaka), 666 nucleotides long. Its product is annotated as C-type lectin domain family 2 member E-like. The record is from RefSeq and is a predicted model, not a curated record. The transcript has 4 exons. Lineage: Eukaryota; Metazoa; Chordata; Mammalia; Primates; Indriidae. Gene Ontology annotation, cellular component: external side of plasma membrane. Bases 82 to 666 code for a protein of 194 amino acids.
GUCAUGCUGUUAGUUUCACAGUAUUAAUGGUUUCAGCUUCUUUGCUCUGGUGUGUUGCAGACUGUUCUUCUAAGCAAGAAGAUGACAGCCGAGGAGGUUGCAGUGGGAAUGUUAAAGGCAGACCUUACCCUCAGAGACGACAUGGAGGAAGGAGAAUCUGGUAAAGAUCUCCAAAGAAAAUGUCUACGAAUUAUAUCUCCUGUAACUCUGAUCAAGGUUUAUUGCUGCGUUUUCAUCAUUGCAGUCCUCACUGCAAGUGUGGUUGCACUUUCUAUUGUUUUGUCAGUGAGAGAGGAAAAGGUGCUCUUAGAGCGCUGUCAGCAUGCUGCAGAGCACUGCGUUUCUGCUACCUGCCCAGAAAGCUGGAUUGGAUUUGGAAGUAAAUGUUUUUACUUUUCUGAAGACACAAGGAAUUGGACAUUCAGUCAAACUUUCUGUACCUCACUAGAAGCCCACCUUGCUCGGUUUGAAACUCUGGAGGAACUGAAUUUCCUGAAAAGAUACAAAGGCCCUUCUGACCAUUGGAUUGGCCUUAGCAGAGAAUCAGCACAUCACGUUUGGAAGUGGACAGACAACACUGACUAUGGUACCUCGUACGUUUUGAAACUUCCUUUCCUUCUACUGUGCUUAUGUGUGGUUAUGUGUGUGAGUGUGUUUAUGAGAUGA